AUGGCGGCCGCAUCCCUCAGCACUGCGGUCCCUGUGUGGCUGAGAGAGGAGGACCUGAGCUGCAUCAUCUGCCAGGAGCUGCUGGACGGUGCCACCACGCUGCCCUGCGGCCACAGCUUCUGCCUGCAGUGCCUCAGUGACCUGUGGCUCGCCCAGCACGCUGGCGUGGGUGGCCGCCCCUGGGCCUGCCCCCUCUGCCGCGAGGGCCUCGCAGACAGGCCCAAGUUGCACAGGAACACGCUGCUGCAUGACCUGGUGGACAAGUACCGCCAAGCGGCGCAGGAGCUCCAGGCUGGCCCCGAACCCGCCUCCGCGCCUGAGUCUCCUCCUCACCCCGCGCCCCCUCAGGUAGGAAGCCUUCACUGCUCUGCAGAUCGCGCUUGCACCGCUGUACCUCUUGCUUUCGUAAUCUCCUGCCCCGUAACGUUCUCAAUCUAA
This is a messenger RNA of Psammomys obesus (fat sand rat), 438 nucleotides long. RefSeq names its product ring finger protein 135 (gene Rnf135). The record is from RefSeq and is a predicted model, not a curated record. Gene Ontology annotation, cellular component: cytoplasm. The transcript has a single exon. NCBI's taxonomy places the organism in Eukaryota, Metazoa, Chordata, Mammalia, Rodentia, Muridae. The coding region runs from base 1 to 438 and encodes 145 amino acids. Gene Ontology annotation, molecular function: ubiquitin-protein transferase activity; ribonucleoprotein complex binding. Gene Ontology annotation, biological process: regulation of innate immune response.